UAUAUAUAUAUUUGUUUUUAGGGAAUAAAGUGCUGGUCAUCCGGGAUCAAUUCAAGCUGUGGUAUUCGUGUUCAUCUUCAUGAAUUUUUUAUUCAUAAUAUUCGACAUAAGUUUCACUAGUGUUGCUCUGAGUCUGGGAUGACUGGAAUCUCCUUGGUGCGAGCUCACAGAAAAGGAACUCUCUAGUGUCUAUUUUUCUAUAAGUUAGCACAAACUUUGAAGGCUAGGUGAACCAUGUCAAGAUUCAGGUCUCUGUGGCAGGCUUCGAUCAAUGCGACCAAGAGAGUGGUUUACUGAUGACGGGGCAAUGGAGGAGCAUGGGUGGUGAGGGAAGACUUACGCUGGGAGUAAUUUGUGGUGCUUGGUAGUGAGAAUAUGCAGUAUUUUAUUCUUACAUGGUUGUUUAGGACAACAUUUUUUUUCCGUCUAGUUUUCUGUUAUGGAGCCAUUCUUUCGAGGAUGAGAGUGUGAGUCCAACUUUUGCAUGGAAUUUUGAAGAUCUAAUGCCCCCAAGAGAAAACAUUAUAUUCAGUUUCAACUCGAAGGAUGAGCUGAAAAGGUGGCAUUUAUACUCUGAUUCUGAAUAUGGAGGUUUAUCAUUAGCAUCCUUGGAGAUCAAAGAGGGUGAUAGUGGACUUAAUGGGAUCUUUUCUGGAAAACUUUCUUUGGACGUAGCUGAGGGAUCCCCUUGGAGAAUGAAAAGGAGUGGCUUUUGUGGUAUGCGCUCCAAGAAGUUCGAUGGCUUUAUUGAUUUGGAUGCAUACGAUACAAUUACUAUGAAGCUUAGGGGGGAUGGAAGAUCCUAUAUUUCUACAAUAUACACAGAUAAUUGGAUAAAUUCACCAGGAAAACAGGAAGAUAAUUCUUGGCAAGCUUUUGUUCUCUCACCCAAGGAUGAAUGGAAUGAGAUCAAGAUUCCGUUGGAUCGAUAUUUGCCGACAUGGAGAGGAAAUGUGAUCAAUGCAAAGUUGGAAAUGAAUCCAGCUCGAAUCGUUGGAAUGUCUCUUUCAGUGAAUGCAGAAGGUGGUGUACCAGGUGCUAAAUCUGGACCUGGAGAUUUCAAGCUGGAGAUAGAUUAUAUCAAGGCAUUGAGAACCUGAUUUUCCUGUGUGUCCAUAGAAUCAAAUCGAAUGAUUUUCAGCAGAUCAUGUGCUGAGUUCGAAUCAAUUUGAUAUCAAGUUGACAUGCCCUACAUGAAUAUAUGUUAUUUUCAGGUAACUGCAAUACAUUGUUUGAAU
This is a messenger RNA of Dendrobium catenatum, 1238 nucleotides long. Its product is annotated as probable complex I intermediate-associated protein 30. NCBI's taxonomy places the organism in Eukaryota, Viridiplantae, Streptophyta, Magnoliopsida, Asparagales, Orchidaceae. Gene Ontology annotation, cellular component: mitochondrion. The transcript is spliced from 8 exons. Gene Ontology annotation, biological process: mitochondrial electron transport, NADH to ubiquinone; mitochondrial respiratory chain complex I assembly. Bases 504 to 1100 code for a protein of 198 amino acids. The record is from RefSeq and is a predicted model, not a curated record.